Molecule: messenger RNA, 272 nt
Organism: Paramecium sonneborni
Lineage: Eukaryota; Ciliophora; Oligohymenophorea; Peniculida; Parameciidae
Source: the annotation of a GenBank genome assembly
AUGAUUAUUUUAUCUAAUUGUUUAUUAUUUUUACAUUGCCCUUAAAAUAAAAAACUUAAUAAAAAAGCAAAUUAUUAGUGUGGAAAUAGAAAUUCCAAACAAAAGAAAAAAAGCCUUUAAAUAAAGGAUGCCAUAAUCAAAUUCCAAAUUAUUUUAAAAUAAAUCAUUGAAAUGCUAAAAAAUCUACUACAAGUGUUGAGAUAGUUAUUGCAAUCUAUAUGAGUACAAGUUCUUGCUACACUUACAGUUGUUCCAUUAACAAAACAUCCGGA